Messenger RNA from Physcomitrium patens, 6198 nucleotides. RefSeq lists its product as uncharacterized. The record is from RefSeq and is a predicted model, not a curated record. Lineage: Eukaryota; Viridiplantae; Streptophyta; Bryopsida; Funariales; Funariaceae.
UUCAUUGCAGAGUUGCAUUUUCCAAGGCUCUGAAACUAUGAUAAUUGUACGUUAAGGUGGGGGGAGGGGGGUGUACAACGUCGCUGACAAGCUUUAUCCGUAGCGUAGGCACAUAACUGUUGCUUUCAGGUGCUUUCUGUUUCGUUUAGUGCCACCCAUGAAGUCAAAAGCUGCUGAUGUUUUUAUGUGAGGAAGUCCGUCUUGUCAGGAUGUUUUUUUCUCCAUGAUCUCGACAGCUCUAGAAUUACUCAGAUUGCAUCAUCCAGAAUGCUGGAGCGAAAACCUUGUGACCUGGUUUACGCACGGCAUUUAAUCUACUGGGCGUGUACUGGAAGAGAGGUUGAAUUCAACGUUGAAUUUCCCUGUUAUUUGUUUUUAUUAUUGGGUAGGGUAGCGUCUGCUCUGCGUACUGUUCGAUGACACAUUGCCUAAUCUCCUUAUGUACAACGUCAUUACAAUUCCUCCUCCUACAGUGGCACCACGUUGCGGAUAGAGGCCUUCGAUCCGGAUGAUGUCUUACCUUUAUCUCUCCCUUCGAUACCUUGGACCCUUGCAACGAUGUGCCUUGUCACAACGUCGAGUUUCAUUUCAAUUUCGUGGUUAUAAACCACAUUAUCCAUGCAUGAGAUCCCAUAGCCUUUCAAAAAGAUCUCUUUUAUAGGGGAGUUGAAAUCUCUGUGGAAAUUAUGGGUUCCUUGAGAGCAAGGCGCUGUUCCGCCUGAAGCUUAAAUUUUAAUCACAGGUUUUAGUGAACGCAUGUAUAUCAUUUCUGAAACUCCAAUGCCUAGCAAGAAUCUUGGGAGGUGUUUUGCGGGUGCAAACCAAGGGGGUAAAGACUUGUAUACUGAUCUGCACAGCAAACGAAUCACAUGUCUCGUCUAAACAAACCUGAGGCAUCAGCGGAUUGAUGCUAUGGAAGCCUUUUUGUUUGAAUCCCUUCUGAACACUCUUUUUCAACCUAUUAGUAGAAGAAGCGACACAUAUAUUUCCCGAGUGACGCAGCAAAGAGUUUGAAUCUUGUUCGAGAGAGAGAGAGAGAGGGAGAGAGAGAGAGGCCUUCAUUCUUUCUCUCUACUGCUGUACUUCAAACUGGGCAGAGAUGUUGGAAGAGAAACAUAGCUGUGAACGACAUCUUCUUCUUCUCCUUCUUCCUAUGAUUCGACGUCUCAACUCUAACCCUUCACCAUCGAGAUUCUAGCAACAACUGGGUGAAGCUACACUUCACCGCAUUCCUUGGUCCAGAUGGAAGGACUUCACAUUGAUGAAAAAUGAACCCACAUUUACCUUCAGCCACUUCGGAUUGUUGGACAUUAAGCCUUUCAGCUCCAACAUCUUUGUUCAAAGAUUGUCGGCAAAGCUACCAAGGCUUUUGAAGCCUCGUGAGUGGAUUUUAGUACUAAUGUAGAAGUAUAUACAAUGAAGUCUUCCUAGUUGGUAGGUCUUUGCUCUGCAUCGCUGGGAUUCUACUCCCUCUGAAUCUACAGCUUCUGAGUGCGCAUGCUUUCAGCAACUAUGCCAACAUGAUACAAUACUGGGAAUGGCUUCUUCUGGCUUCAGUUCGUUGUUCUCGUCUACGGCACCACCGCCUCUCAACUGCAGCAUGCCUCUAUGGUUCAACAUUUCAUUUGUGUUUGACUCGGCAGUUGGAUGAAGGACACUCAUGGAAAACGUCUCCAGCAGAAGAAGUAUGAACACAGGCUCCGCAAGCUCUCUGCUCAUGGAUACCUGCAAAUUGAUCCCGCUGUGGUUGCAUUACGCAUUUUUGCUGGCAUCCCUUGGUGCAGUUCUCGUGAAUGGACAAGGCAGCUUAAGGAUCUCCUUCACAGAGAUGCCCUUGAGCAUUUCUUCCAGCAGGAACACAACAUUCCGCUUCGAUGUAAUGGACAAAAACGGUUUCAAUCCUUGUACUGAUCAGCAGUGUUCGUUCCGAUGCAAGCUAGAUCAAUCUGCCUUUCAAGACUGUCACGGGGGUCAAGCUUCCUUCCAAAACUUACCAGAUGGCGAGCAUGUUUUUUCCGCACUUGCACAGGUGCUGAAUGGAUCUCAUGCAUCAUCAGAAUUCAGUUGGAUUGUGGACACUAUUCCUCCAACGGCUGUAUUGGAUGGAGGUCGCUCCUACUCAAACGAAAUGAACGCUACCGUGAACAUUUCUUUUAGCGAAAAGUGUGAAAAUUUAGGAGGCUUUGUCUGCACGAACAUCAGCUCUUGUGAGCUACGGGUGUUCGGAGAGGGAACUGUUAUCCCUUACACUCUGAAAGAAAUAGAGAGGGGGCGAGUAUACACUUUGGUUGUCGAGUUUUCCAGGGAUGUUCCAAGAGGCAGAGUGGUUGUUGCGCUUGCGAGAAGUGCUUGUGCUGAUGCAGCUGGAAACCUGUUCAAAAGGAAGGAGAAUUCUUCGCUUGUCAUUCACUAUGAUCGAACUGCACCGAUUGUGAAUUUGUGGACCGCUGUUCCUGAUUUCGAUAUUGCAAUUGGUAGUGAACAUCGAACGAUUCAAGUCACUAACAAAGCCUCCAAUCUCAGAGUCUAUUUGGACUUCAAUGAGCCUAUCACCACGACUGCUGAAGGGCUGUUGGGUCUGCUGAAUGUGAGCAGUGGUGUUCUCACUGCAACGCAUCGUAGAACAGCUUCAAAUCGGCGUUUUGGUUAUCUGCUGAGCAACGUCGGCAAAGUUUCAGUGGUGACCAUAACUCUUCCAGGCAACGUGGUUGCCACUAGGUAUGGUACACUAGUGCCGAGCAUCAGCAGUACAACAUUUCUAUAUGAUAUGGAGAGACCAGAGGUGCGUCUCAUCACGUCCUCUCCUGCAAAGACGAAGAAUCAUAUUGUGCCCAUUGAAGUGCUUUUCACAGAAGCUGUCUUCGGAUUCAACUCUUCGGGUGUAUUAGUGUCAGGGGGAGCAUUGACAAGCUUUAGAGAAGUAUCAAAAAACACGUAUGCACUGGAAGUGUAUGCGGUGGAUGACAACGUCGUGUCAGCCGUUGUGCCUGAAAGCCAAUGUGUGGAUGUUGCGGGAAACUCCAACUUGGCGUCAUCCAUUUUACAAGUGCGACAUUAUACAACACCAGCUGUCUCAGUUGGCCUGUGUUACUUAACAACGGCGGGUUUGUUAUCCACUGCUUUCGUGUCGGGAGUUCUUACGGUCUCCUCUACAAUUCUUGCGGCUGUUGGGGCUUUAUCUAACGGAGAACCUGGGUCGAUUAGAAAUGACCCAUCAAGGAACUUUUUGGGCAUGGCAUGCCAUCUUCAAAUUUUUGCUCUGUCAGACUGGUUAUCUGUGAGCCUUCCCAUAGAGUAUCGGGAGGUGACUAACGGUCUGCAAUGGCUGAUACCACAUCUGAGAACCCCGUGGCAAGAUAACCAGAAAAUGUCCAACGCUGGAUUUGAGAUCGAGCACGAGGUUAUGACCAGCAUCCCAAGGAUAAUUAGAAACUCGUUUGGAAGGAAACGACGAUUACUUGCAACGGGAACCAGUUAUGGUUCAACUCUUGUUCAUAGAGGACGCAUGCUGGGAACCAACACGACAAUGUAUGGACCCGCUUUUCAACACCAAGAUUACGAACUUUAUUUCCUGAAUCCAUGGCCAGGAAUGAGCAGCAUGAAGAAAAGAAAGUAUUCGGGAUGGCAGGAUUUCGAGAGGAACAUCUUCUGGAUUUGUGUGGUCGGUGGAAGCUUUUGCCUCCUACACAUACUUGUUUUGCAAUUCCUACGCAGACGGUCAAAAUCAUCUCUCCGAGGAGCUCUUAUUUUUCCACGGCCUGAGCUUUUCUUCUUGGUUCUUGUAAUGCCUGGCCUCUGCCAAGCGUCUGCAUUCAUCAUCAGAGGUGGCACAACUGUUGGCAUUGCAAUUGGUGUCCUCCUGCUCUCAAUCCCAGGAGUUUUCUUGCUCUGUUUGAUAAUUCUCGUUGUUCACGGAGUCUGCUUUCGAGCACUAGUACAGUAUAAGGAAUUCCGUCCCCGGGAUCACAGCAAUGUCUCCUCUCAAAUCCAAACCAACCGAGGUCUUGUAACAUACCUCACAGGCACAGGAUUUCCAGGAAUGUGGGUUCGGAGGAGUCGUCUCGCACUGACGUUCUUGCCGAGGUACGGGCUAUUCUUUGAGGAUCGCAAAGGCCCUCCCAGGAUCAUCGCUGUGGAAAUUGCUCACAAGUACAACAACAACAACAGCACGAGGGAUGGAAUAGGCAACAUCGUUGAUAGCGUUGACACCGAUGAAAAUGAUAGUGAUGAAGUGGAGGCAUCUUGUUUCAAUCAGGCAGUGGGCUGUGCUCGAGCAGCUUACAUCCUGCUGGACCUUUCUCGACGAAUCGCUCUUGGCGUGCUGUUUGGGGCGUAUCCGCGGUCAGAUCAAUCUUGGAGCCAAACUGGGCUGGUCUUUGGGAUCCAUCUCGUGCAGCUCUUGUACCUCGUGCUGGUCAAGCCUUACAGAAAAAGAAGUGUACAACUAGUUGAAACCAUCUCUCUACUCUGUGAAGUGGGGGUUUUCUCAAUGGCCUUAGCGCUGCUCGCUAAAGGGGACCCAACAGAGAACCAUUUCGCCAUUGGAAUUCUGAUGAUUGCGUUCCUGCUCAUCAGUUUUGUGGCGGAGCUGGUGAAUGAAUGGUACGCAAUCAUGAAGCAACUUUUGCAUCUGUCAACAAUACAAGAGCCUUCUCUGAAGGAGGGCCUCAAAAUGCUAGCAGGAGGCAUUAUAAUCCCAUUCAUGCCGCGUUUCACAUGGUCAAGAUUCAUAAACUUCCCUCCGCCACCUCCGACUGGAACGGCACCCCAGCUUUCUUCCUCACGAUCCAUCAAAGGAGAAAAUGCGCCACGGGGUACGCUGGAAAGACAUAUACAAGAUAGCACAGCCCACCUGGGCAGCCCACUGGAAAUCGCCACAACUCCUGGAGCUUUUAUCUCUCUGUACCAUCCUGAAUCGCCAGCGUUUAUCGAUCCCAGAUCCUAUCGAGGUAAAUCAAGGGAUGGAGACAGUGGUCCACCCUCAGGGGAACUUCGACAAGAAGAAGCUCAGAAAACGUGGAGCAGUAAGAGAGCUAUCGAGGGAAAGAAAUCAAAAGGUUCGAGCAAGGACAACAAAACUGAGGAGCUGAGGAUGUUGAGGGAGCUUGCUAAGGCAAGCUUUUCUCGGCGGACAAGAGAUGACGAUUGUGGAGCGGAGCAAGGGGUGGGCACAUACAGGGAAGGAAUGGGCACCCCUGUCGGUGCUUUCUCUCCAGCUGGAAGCCCACAGAGAAGGGGACAGAAACGAUAUGCCCGGCGCAGGAGGGAGUUCCAGGGAGUCCCUCAGAAAUCCAUGGUAGGCUACACCGACGACUCCGUCUCGGAGGCCACUUCUGAGGUUGAUACUCUUCACGAAGACCCUCCAUCUCUGCCAGAUCCCAAUACCUUAGCUGAUUCAGCAGCACCUUUUGUGGCAUCCUCCUCUACAAGUAACAAAGGUUCAGGUCACGGCGAAAGUCUACCUUCGAACCUGCCAUUCCGUGAACUUGGAAUUGCAAUUCGACCUCUCGAGGAACGCUGAAAACCCUAACAUUCUUUCCCUAUGACGGCAAGGACUGCACAGUCUAGUGAUUCUCUUCAUACUACUUAAAUGCAGUCCUCGGUACACUCCGUAGAAGCAUACGAGAUUCUUGGUAAUCGGAAUCACCGCACUCCAGACGCCCUAAUUCUGCAGGGAUGAUGGGCCUUACGCCUGCAGCAAUGCACAUAGUCAGGCUUUCUACAAACUUGGCUGUGGGGACGACUCGAAUCUAUUUCUCAGAAUUCUGCGCAAGAUUGACUGGCGCUAACGAUCAUGGCAGAGAUUCAGGAAACAAGGUCUCUAAGCUGAACAUAUUCUUUUCGCAGGACACAACGGGAAGACUUCGUGCGCAAUCUACGCAGAUAAAUAGGGCAAAAAGGCUGUAGGGAUUAUUUGCUGAUACUUCAGGUGUAAUCUCCAAUAUUGAGAGAUUGCCUAAACACGGUCGUUCUCAGGCUCCUGGUGCAGACAGAAUCUCUAGCCGACUUGUCUCAUUGACAGUGAAGACUGAACAUGAUUCAGUACAAAUUUUCUUGACGUUCCAAUUCUUUUUGUUAUCCUUUUCAUGUUAUGACUUAGAGGUCUUGGAUGUUUGUGGAGGGUAUUGAUAAGUAAUAAAUCUGAUGUACCAGCUCCUCCGUGAUACUCGUAAUAUGAAACCCAAUGAGUUGAUGACA